GUUUCGACCGGACGUUAGCUUCCCUGGCAGCGGUUAGCUUGAUGUUUCGCUGCCGUUGCCGUGGUUUGUUUUAUUUCGAGCUCGACGCAGAAAACCUGUCACUGGAGCUACGUUUGUUAGCACCGUUAGCUGCGGCAUUGACAUGUCAUCGCGUCAACAACGCGGGGCUGUUUAACGAGCGACGCGUCUGUCGAAGACAAACAUCUGUGGAGGAAAUCGCAGGAGAAGUGAGAUGAAAUGACAACGUCAACACUGCAGAAAGCGAUUGAUCUUGUGACCAAAGCCACAGAAGAAGACAAGGCGAAGAACUAUGAGGAGGCCUUGCGCCUGUAUCAGCACUCUGUGGAAUAUUUCCUUCACGCCAUUAAAUAUGAGGCUCACAGCGACAAGGCCAAGGAGAGCAUACGAGCGAAAUGCAAGCAGUACCUGGACCGAGCAGAGAAGCUGAAGGAUUAUCUGAAGAAUAAAGACAAACAGGGGAAGAAGCCCGUGAAGGAGGCGCAGAGCAAUGACAAGAGCGACAGCGACAGUGAAGGGGAAAACCCAGAGAAGAAGAAACUGCAGGAGCAGCUCAUGGGUGCCAUUGUCAUGGAGAAGCCUAACGUGCGGUGGAGCGACGUGGCAGGACUGGAGGGAGCGAAGGAGGCUCUGAAAGAAGCCGUGAUCCUGCCCAUUAAAUUCCCUCACCUGUUCACAGGCAAACGGACGCCGUGGAGAGGGAUCCUGCUGUUCGGUCCUCCAGGGACAGGGAAGUCGUACUUGGCCAAGGCUGUGGCCACAGAAGCCAACAACUCCACCUUCUUCUCCGUCUCCUCCUCUGACCUCAUGUCCAAGUGGCUGGGAGAGAGUGAGAAGCUGGUGAAGAAUCUGUUCGACCUCGCUCGCCAACACAAACCCUCCAUCAUCUUCAUCGACGAGGUGGACUCGCUGUGUGGCUCCAGGAACGAGAACGAGAGCGAGGCCGCCCGCCGCAUCAAGACCGAGUUCCUGGUCCAGAUGCAGGGUGUGGGAAAUAACAACGAUGGUAUUUUGGUUCUGGGAGCCACAAACAUCCCGUGGGUGCUGGACGCUGCCAUCCGUAGAAGAUUCGAGAAGCGGAUCUAUAUCCCGCUGCCGGAGGAGCCGGCCCGCUCUCAGAUGUUCCGCCUCCACCUGGGAAACACGCCGCACAGCCUGAGCGACGCCGACCUGCGGCAGCUCGCCCACAAGACAGACGGGUACUCGGGGGCCGACAUUAGCAUCAUCGUCCGCGACGCUCUCAUGCAGCCGGUCAGGAAGGUCCAGUCGGCCACGCACUUCAAAAAGGUUAGUGGUCCGUCGCGCAGCAACUGCCAGGUCAUGGUGGAUGACCUCUUGACCCCUUGUUCCCCCGGCGACCCCGCAGCCAUAGAGAUGACCUGGAUGGACGUGCCGAGUGAUAAACUGCUAGAGCCUAUAGUUUGCAUGUCAGACAUGCUGCGCUCUCUGUCCACCACUCGUCCCACGGUCAACACCGAGGACCUGCUGAAGGUCAAGAAGUUCACAGAGGAUUUUGGGAUGGAGGGCUGAGAGGUGAAGCCCCGCCUCCCCCGCCCCCUCCCUCCACUGCUGCACCAUCCUGUAGACGUUCAUGUUCUGCUGAGCGCUCGGUUCACUCCUCAUGGAUUUUAAAUAAAAACGAAAUUAUUUAUUUAUUUCUUCUCAAAAAUCAGUCCAGUAUUAUCAUCAUCGUCAUUAUUGUUAUUAUUGUGAAUCCUCAGAGGAAGUUGAUCCAACGCAGCGACAGAAGAAUCUUGGUGUGAGUUUCCCGACGCGCUUUCAUCACGCCAUGGCUUUGUCCUGGACUGAGCUGGCUCCGCCUCUGACUGAAGGGCGGAGUCUUUCCGUUGCCAUGAUGCACUUUUUCUCCUAUUCUUUUUUUUGUUUUGCUUUGGUGAAGACUUGAAAAACGGUGCCGGCGUUUAAAGAAGAGACAUAAGAUGUUGGUUCUCCAGCCAGGCAUGUGAGUGUGUGAGUGCAUCUGUGUAAAUGUCUACACUUGUCUUUUGUUAUUUUGAUGAAGUGUUAAAUUAUUCCACUCAUCGUGAUAAUUCACGGUUUGUUUUUGAAGUGAGGCUGUAUGAGGUGCUGACAUUCAGAGAAUCAGCAAGAAAAAAAACAUCUUUAGCUCACCGUCAACAGGAAACUCAAGUUUGUAAACCACUCACUCUCUCACACCAAAGUCCUCUGCUGCCUCGUGUGGUCACUGUGUGUCACUAAAAUAAGUUGGAAUGAAGAAUUCCAAAAGACAAAGUGACAAAAUCAGACGUGUGUGCGUGUGUGUGCGUGCUGUUAAAAUCACUGAUUUUGUGGACUUUGGUGUGGGAGAGUGAGUGGUUUACAAACUUCAGCUUCCUGUUGAUAAAAGUCUGACUGACAGUGAGAUAAAGACGUGUUUAUUUUAUUAUUCUAUAUUCUUCUAAGCUGCUCAGACCAGCAGGGGGCGCUCACGGUGCACUCUGCUGUGACUGUAUGUCAAAUACAAAAAAAUGUUUUCACUUUCAUGUUCUGGAAUCUUUAAAAACACAUUUGUUCAACUUUACAGGCUGUUUACUCCAUUUAAACUUUUCAUUUCUAAGUUAUUAAAACUUUAUUGUUCCCUGACAAACUUACGUUUUGAUCACAUGACGUAAAGGAACGACUGAAUUUCGUUGGGAGUUAAAGUUUCCGUCAGUGACGUCGUCGGCUCAGUGGCCCCAUCUGUAGUCAGAACUUGGAAUUUCCACGUCACAAACCCGGAGCAACUUCACCGUUAACCGUCUUUAAAUAAAUCGUACACAGAGAACUGUAUCAUGUUUUUAUCGCCGCUCUCCACUUAAAACGUCCGAGUGAGGGAGGAACUGUUGGAGUUUAUUUUUUGCGACACAUUCAUUUCCCAUGAUUCCACGCUGCCCGUCAAAAUAUGUCUUUUUGUAAUUGUUUGGAUUGGGAGACACCUAGUGGGCAAAAAAUGUCAUUUCUCAAUAAUCACUGACGGCAAGCUUUAACGUCUGCACUCCGUUUCCCAGAAUGCACUGUGGUGUCUCUCCGUGUUGGUUUUGGUCGCGUUUGUUUCCGACGGUUUCACGUAAUUCACUAAUUCUUCUCCGCGUCGAUUCUGUUUACAAUUUUUUGUUUGGUUUGUUUUUCGUCACAGCUUCUGAACUCUGACGUCAAACAACAGUUGUCGGAUGUUUGACCUCUGACCUCGGCCGCGUCAGCAGGCUCAUCUGUUAUUAACAAUCUGCCACCGGCCGUGUUAACGUAACUAAUUUAACCUCAAUUAAUAAAAAGUGACAUUCA
Solea senegalensis (Senegalese sole) is the source of this 3300-nucleotide messenger RNA. It is a transcript of the gene vps4a, whose product is annotated as vacuolar protein sorting 4 homolog A. The coding region runs from base 238 to 1548 and encodes 436 amino acids. NCBI's taxonomy places the organism in Eukaryota, Metazoa, Chordata, Actinopteri, Pleuronectiformes, Soleidae. Gene Ontology annotation, molecular function: ATP binding; ATP hydrolysis activity. The transcript is spliced from 11 exons. Gene Ontology annotation, biological process: endosomal transport; vacuole organization. The record is from RefSeq and is a predicted model, not a curated record.